CGCGGCCAGUGCUCACCCGGCCUCCGCGGACGCCGCUCGCGUCGUGUACCCUGUGUAUGUGUACCGUGUACCGCGUCCCGUGUACCAGUACCGUUGUUCGUAGUGUUGUGACUGUGGGAAACGUGGAUGCUUUUCAAUGAGUUUUGGAAACGCAAGCAAACAUUCAAAACGAAUCGACUGCUAGUCCGUAACCAAACAUCUACGAUAAGCUUUAAGCAAUGAAACACUGGAACUUAAUAAACUGUCCGUAAUAAGGACUUCAAGUACACAGUGAACAGUGGAACCACACAAUCGCACACUGCAGUAAACAGUGAAACUAGUGACAGUGAACAGCGCGUAACGUGCUGCGCUCUGCAGUGAACAGUGAAACAAGUGACAGUCAGCACAUGAGGCACUGCAGUGAAAUCAGUGACAGUGGGCGCGGGGAGUGAACAGUGAGAGUGACAGUGAAACUGAGAUGACGUGACGACGCCACGAUGUACCGGCCCAACUUCUACGAAAGCACUUGUUUCCGGUGCAACGAGAUCGUAUACCAAGUGGACCGAGUUGGUCCGCUGAAGGACUUUACGUUCUUUCACAGUGGCUGCUUCAAAUGUGCAGUAUGCAGGACGAAGCUCACGUUGAAGACCUACUUCAACAACCAGCACUACACAGAGGACAAGGAAGUCUACUGCUCCUCGCACGUGCCCAAGAUCGGUCCAGGGCACCUGGACAACUCGUCGGUCGGCAUCCGCAGCGCGCUCAACGUGCCGCGCAGCAACAACUACGUCAACGAGCAGAUCCGCGGCCUCGCCCGGAACCUUGACAAUGAGCGUGAGUAUGACAAGGUCCAUCACCUGGACAACUCGUCGGUCGGCAUCCGCAGCGCGCUCAACGUGCCGCGCAGCAACAACUACGUCAACGAGCAGAUCCGCGGCCUCGCCCGGAACCUUGACAAUGAGCUAUCCCCCACACGCGCGACGAACGGCAGCAGCGUGCACGCGUCGCCCGCGCGUGAGUUGCGCGACACGCCCGACUACCAAUAUGGCCGGUUUGACGCCAGCGCGCUGCACAUCGCGCAUGCGCUCAAACAGACCGAGCUGCAGAAGGCGUACCAUCGCCCGAAAGAGAAACCCAUCGACUGCUAUUUGGAUCGAGAUGAACAGACGAAGCUGGAGAUGAAACACCGCCAGGAAGAAGAUGACUUGUACAGAAAAUUUUCUAAACACCGCGAAGAAGAGAACAGAAGAAUACGAGAUGAAAUACAGGAUGAGUGGGAACGAGAACUCGAAAGGCUCACGAACAGAUUCCAACAAGAGAUGCAAGUCAAGAAGAGACGACCAGACUCCGAGAUCGGAGCUCUGACGCUGCGGCACCAGCAGGAGAGAGCGGAUCUGGAGAAGAACAUGACGUUAAGAAGGGAUAAGAAGAAGGAGAGCUUGACUAGGAAAAUGUUGGAACAUGAAAGGGCAGCGACAGCAGCGCUAGUCGAAAAGCAAAGCCACGAGAUGAUGGAGCUCAUCCAAGAACGCCGUUCAGAAUACGCGGCGGAGUCGUCUCUAUACGUGGACGGCGAAGAGGCGCCCCCUUAUCCGGCGCGCGCGCCGGCCCCGCAGCCGCCGCUCGUCUCCAAGUUCCACAUCUACACGGACCCCAUCGAAUUCGCUGACGUCGAUAAGAUCGCUAUUUCGGUAGCGCAAGAAGACCAAAAAACCUUCACAGACCUAGUCCGGCAGCUGGUCGGCCGCUGCGCCACCGACGUGGAGAAAGCGCGCACAAUCUUCCGUUGGAUAACUGUGAAGAACCUAAACAACAUACAGUUUGACGACAACUUGAGAGGGGAUUCCCCGCUGGGUCUGCUACGGGGCAUCAAGCACGGGACUGAGAGUUACCAUGUGCUGUUUAAAAGACUGUGCAGCUACGCCGGUCUCCACUGCGUAGUGAUCAAGGGCUACAGCAAAUCCGCGGGCUACCAGCCGGGCGUCCGGUUCGAAGACAACCGGUUCCGGAAUUCCUGGAACGCGGUGUUCGUGGCGGGCGCCUGGCGGUUCGUGCAGUGCAACUGGGGCGCCAGGCAUCUCGUCAAUGCCAAGGACGCGCCGAAGCCGGGCAAUAGGGGAAAGAGUGAUAGUUUGAGAUACGAAUACGACGACCACUACUUCCUAACGGACCCGCGCGAGUUCAUUUACGAGUUCUACCCCCUCCAGUCCGACUGGCAGCUCUUGAAAACGCCCAUAACGCUCCACGACUUCGAAGAGUUGCCGUUCGUGCGCUCCUUGUUCUUCCGCUAUGGACUGUACUUUAGUGACCCCAACACUAAAGCUGUCAUGUACACAGACUCCACUGGUGCGGUGACUAUGCGCAUAGCCAUGCCGGCACACAUGCAGAGCUCGCUCAUCUUCCACUACAACCUCAAGUUCUACGACACGGAGGGCGACGGCUUCGACGGCGUCAGCCUCAAGAGAUUCGUCAUGCAGUCAGUGGUCGGAAACGUGGUGUCGUUCCGGGUGCACGCGCCGUGCUCCGGCGCCUUCCUGCUCGACAUAUUCGCGAACGCCGUCACGCCGAGAGAGUAUCUCACCGGCGAGCCUAUGAAGUUCAAGAGCGUCUGCAAAUUCAAGAUCUGCUGUGCGGAGUUGCAGACAGUGAUGGUUCCUCUACCAGACUGCGCCAGCGGCGAGUGGGGACCAACGAAAGCCACCAGGCUCUUCGGCCUGGUACCUAUCACCCACCAGGAGGCGCUAGUGUUCGCUGGCCGCGAGCUAGAACUGCAGUUCCGCAUGUCGCGGCCGCUCGCCGACUUCAUGGCGACGCUGCACAAGAACGGCGUCGACGAGAAGCGGCUCAGCAAGUACGUGCAGCAGAACGUGCAGGACGACGUCGUGUCCUUCUACAUCACGUUCCCGGAGGAAGGUCAAUACGGCUUAGACAUCUACACACGCGAACGUGGCGGCCCCACGGCGAUACAUCAGAACGGCUCCGUCGAAAAAGAGAAACACCUCCUCACGCACUGCUGCAAAUACCUCAUAAACAGCAGUAAACGCAACUAGGCAAUAUCUACUUUAAAUCUAUGGAGUAAAGUCCUGUUUCGAAAAGCACGUACAGUCCCCAUCGCCUCUAUUGUCGAGGAGUUAGAGUGCGUGUUCAGAUAUUUGUGAACACCUCGGCCGCUCCGAUAUAUCUGAAUUGCGAAUGUACUCGAAUUAGUCGUUAAUUAAUUCAAAGAAACAAGGUUGUGUUUUGGUUGUUGAUUUUAAAAUUUGGUUUAAAUACGAAUUGAGCGUGAUGCCCAUUUGUUUAAAUGACACUCGUAAGCGAAUGCAGUGCAAUUUUUGAAGGGAAUAAAGUAAUAUACUAACUUUUUUGUUUUAAAAAGUAAAACCUCGGUACAGUUGUAGUGCAUAAUUGUUUGCUUUCGUAUUUUUACGGAAACUCACGAACGUGUUAUGCUAUUUCAGUCAGGCUCAGUAGAAAAAGUACUGAGGUUGACUGAAGUAGCAUGACAAAUACGAACGUUUCCGAGAAAAUACGAUGGCAAACAAUUAUGCUCUACAUCUGUAAUAGUUGAAACACAUGCACAUGAGAUAGCAGCUGGAUGACCAGUACAAUGAGGCAGAUUUGAAAAAUUUACACUUCCAAAACAAUAUUUUUAAUAUUUUUAAAGUAAAUAUAACAUGAUGUUAACGUAAGUUACUAGAAUAAAUCUUGUAUUUGUUAAAUGCUGGUCUUUUAAAUUGUUGUAAAAUAUAUUGGACAGAAUAAUGUAAGAUUGCUGUUUAAUUGCUUAUUUGUAAGUACGCGGAAAUUAUUUAGUUGUGUGUAGCUAAUGAUAAAAUAAUAAAAAUAAAAAUAACGCGAAUGAGGAUGAGAAACGAGUAUGUAUGUUAAAUGAAAUCCAAGAUUUAUUGUCUAUUUUUAUUUACUUUUAAUCUUUUAUAAAAAGUUAAACCCAAAUGUAGAUAAUUAUAAUUAGGAAUUAUCCGUCCAUGAAAUUUAUAAAAAUAUGAUAUUAUGCUAACAUUCUAUGUCAAUUGAAUUUUAUAUGAAUUUAUACAUCAAUUUUAAGUAAUAGUGGUUGUGCUGAAGCAAUUUAAUUGCUUUAUUUUAUUUACAUUAUUUUGUAAGAAAAAUAAUAUUUUGUAUAAAUUUAAGUACAGUAUUUUAAGAUUUCGAUCUAAAGUUAUUAUUAUAGCAUCACAUAUAAUUAUCAUUCUGUAGACACGAACACCAGAUACCUUACACAUAAUUAUUUUGUUUUAAUGUAAGUUGACACCACGAUAAAAAUUAUAAAUCACACAAACGCAAUAACUGAAAUAGCAGCAUUUACACUGAACUAAAACUGUUUAAUAACACGGAAUUCAUUAAUUUAAUGGUUUAAUUUUCUAACUUGUCCGUAAAGUGACCGGGUGGCCUAAAGGUCAACGCGUUAACUGCGUAAGCUUAAGACGCCGGUUCGUUUCCGGGCUCGGCCACUGGAAGGCUUGGUCACUCUAUAUGACAUCUAUUUAAUUUUAUAUUUACUAUGCUUAUACGUAUAGUCAUAACCCACUUUAACAUUUUUACAACCGUGAUGUCAACUUACUUUAAAACGACCACCGCAUACGCUUAACUCCGAACUCUGAAUAGAUUGCUUUAUUUUAUUACUAUCAUAUUUAAUUUUAAUUUCACUAAGCACAAUGAAAUGAAGCAAUGUAUUUAUCAUUAGAGUAGAUACAACCAGUAUGAGAUAUUGUAACAUUAAAUAUUUACCUAUUUAAGAAAUGGCAAUAAUGUAAAUUUUAUAAAAUAUAUGGCAUGUUACUUCUGAA
Molecule: messenger RNA, 4787 nt
Organism: Cydia strobilella
Lineage: Eukaryota; Metazoa; Arthropoda; Insecta; Lepidoptera; Tortricidae
Gene: Hil
Product: hillarin
Exons: 15
Coding region: 477-3029 (850 amino acids)
Source: RefSeq, a predicted model, not a curated record